Molecule: messenger RNA, 514 nt
Organism: Westerdykella ornata
Lineage: Eukaryota; Fungi; Ascomycota; Dothideomycetes; Pleosporales; Sporormiaceae
Exons: 3
Coding region: 20-514 (164 amino acids)
Source: RefSeq, a predicted model, not a curated record
ACUCUCGAAGCCAUCCAAAAUGUCAAUGUCGAAGUCGCCUCAAUUCGACAAUUACGCCGUCUACGGCCUCGGCACCUAUUGGGCGCUUUUCGUCCUACUCCCCAGGAUCUACGGGGAAUUCCUACUUUCGCAAGCGAAUAACGGACACUUUUUCCUGACUCGUCCGCGUACCCUGGAACUCGAAGCGGAGAUUAGAACAAAAGUACCAGCUGAGACGUGGACUUGGUACAAGAAGCUCGAGGGGCUUAAAGACGUUUGUUUGGCGGAGUUUCCGUUGUACGUGGCGGCGGUGGUGUUGGGGAGUUGUGCUUUUAAGGAUAAGGGUAACUUCAACACUUUGUCAGGAGUGUACUUUGCCCUGCGCUCUCUGCAUGCGUGCUUGUACCUCUUGGGUAGGGGUUCGCGGGCGCUGUGGGCGAGGGUGUGGGUCGGGUUGGCGGCGAAUGGGGUGUUGUUGGGGUUGCUUUUGGAGGCGGCGAGGCGGAUGCAAGAUAAGGUCGUUCUCUUUAUUUGA